Molecule: messenger RNA, 2769 nt
Organism: Ambispora gerdemannii
Lineage: Eukaryota; Fungi; Glomeromycota; Glomeromycetes; Archaeosporales; Ambisporaceae
Source: the annotation of a GenBank genome assembly
AUGAAGCCUUCCAAAAAAAAAGUUUACAUCCGAAACGGAAUUAUCUACCACGGUGAUGAGGCUAUUCAUGCAAAAAAAUUAUCGGAGGCCGAAAAACAAGUAAAAGAGUUGAAAGUUUCACUUGAAAACAUUGCAGCCUGUGACUCUAAUGGCCCUAGUGAUCCUAACGAUCCUAACGAUCCUAAUGAUAUGCCGACAUUUUCUGCCUGCAACGGUGAAAAGGAUGGUUGUGAUCGUAAAACUUUUGGCAAAAUAUCCCUUCCGUUUGGAAUGGGGAAAGCCCAGUUCGCUAAAAUGACUACCUGUGGAAAUGUACUAGGAAGCGAAAAAAAAGUGGGUAUCAAUCACUAUAAUUCUACUCAGAUCAGUGGUCAAGCGCGUAACUUCGAAGCGACGGUUUUUGAUUCAGAUUACAGCAGAAAUAUUAUUGGUGACAAUAACAAAGUGAAAAUUGACGACGAAAAUGUAAAUGUUGCUAACUACUUGCAUGAAAACGUCCAAAUCACUGCAGUCAAUGAGGUUGCCCACGAUAAUAUAAUCGGUUCCAAUAACAGGGUGAAUAGUAAGCGCGUAAAUCGGAGUCUCAUCAACUCCAGAGUAGGAAACGUCAAUUUAACAGGCGUUGACGCGAGUCUUCACAAAAAUGUGAUUGGAGAUGGCAACAUGGUAACCUCUUUUGAAGCAAAUUUAACUGGGAUUAACAUAGAACAUAGAAAUGUCAAUAUUACAGGAAUUAAGAGCGGUGCUAGCGGGAAUGUGAUUGGGGAUGGCAAUAUAGUUACCUCUUUACGUGCAAAAGCAACGCUUAUCAACUCUCAAACGGAAAACAUCAAUAUAUCGGGCCCUGAUGUCUCCAAAGAUAAAACAAAUAUAGGAAGAAACCUCAAGCUGGACGGUCGAGCAACCUUUACUGGAAUCAAUCAUCAAAGAGGGAAUAUCGGUAUUAAAAAAGACAAGUCUGGCAAAUUGAAAUUCAGCGCGGAUGCGACCUUGUUCAGCAACCAAGAAAACAACAUAAUUAUAAAUAAAGGUCAAUCUGGUAUUAGAGCAAGCAUAACCGGGACCGGCAGAAGUACGGGAAAUAUAGUCAUAAGCGAACCAUCACUUGGUGCUGAUAUUGGCUUCAGCGGACAGGUCUCUUCUGGUAACGUAAGUAUCGGCACACGUCUACAGCUUAAUUUCGGGCCUUCUUUGGACAUAGGACUACCUCUUGGAGGAAGUUCAAGUGGCGAUGACAAUAACGAUGACAAUAACAAGAGUGGUGACAAUAAGGGUGGUGACAAUAAGGGUGGUGACAAUAAGGGUGGUGAUAAUAAGGGUGGUGAUGAUAAAACUGGCAGUGACGAUAGAGACGACGGUGGCGACCCAAAUACUCACGAAAACAAGGACAAUAUCAAGGGUGGCGACGAUAAAACUGGCAGCGACGAUAGAGACGGCGGUGGCGACCUAAAUACUCACGAAAACAAGGACAAUAUCAAGGGUGGUGACGAUAAAACUGGCAGUGACGAUAGAGACGGCGGUGGUGACCCAAAUACUCACGAAAACAAGAGCGAUUGUUCAGAUAAGGACGUGACACGUGCUAGCGGAGAAAAUGAUUCAUCUAAUAAUGAAACUGCCCCUGAAAAUUACUUUUUCUUCAUCACUAGCAAUCAGGAUUCUGCACUGGAAUUUCAAAAUGAUGACAUAUAUGGAAGUGACCAAAGCAACUGCAAUAAUACUAGCACAUAUCAACCUUAUCCCACGGGCGAUUUUAUCAUCUCAACCAAUGGACAUGACCAAACUACCACCAGCAAUUCAUUCCAAAAUGGUGACAUUCAUCGGGAUGAUCAAAGCAACGACAACGACAACGACAGCAAUACUAGCACUUUUUUUACCUCCACAGAUGGAUAUUCUUCUCUCCCCGUUAUGAAUGACUUAAACUCUUUUAUUGUCGAAGAUGUUACCACAUCUUCAUUUGGCACGGAUCAAGGUUCUGCACAGGAUGCGCAGAGCAAUCAUGAGCCUAUUAAACUUCGUAACAUUAGUUUGCAGGCAGAUAACACUAUUGAAGGGAAUAGUAACUAUAUCAUUAAUAACGGCAAUGACAGUAUAAAUCACAUCGCAGGUGAAGCAAAUCAUUCUAGCGCAGAAAAUAAAUUUCUCCCAUCCACCACUUCUAAUGACAACACAAAAUCUUCCUUAUCUUCGGGCAAUGACAAUACGAAAUCUUCAAUUUUGGAUAGCGCUGAUGGAGCUGGAAAUCCGCAAAGUCUUACAGUAUUUGAGCAAGUCUUGGCAGACACAAUUCGCGAGCAUCCACAUUUGGCCCCAGCACUACGUACCUCACUAUAUAAUACCACUCCUACAUCGGAUUCUAAUUCAAAAUCCUCAGGAAAUUCUGCUAUAGAUAUUGAUGCUUUUAUUAAGAGGGGUAUUCAUCGUGCUGAAGUUGCUGUAAAACAUAAGCAAGCCCAGAAAGAUGAUAGCAAUUUAUCCGUUACAUCUGGUCCUAGUGAGUCCACACGUGCCGAAGAAGCCACAAAAGGUAGUAAUCAAACUCAGAAAAAAGGCGGCUCUACACACUCUGUCGAUGACAAACUAUCGCAGAAAAAAUCGAAGGAAGAUGAAAAGGAAGAGGAGGAAGAUGAAAAGGAAGAAGAGGAAGAAGAUAAGCCUGCAAAACCAUGCAAAAAUCACUCUCCGAGUGUCCGUUGUUUUCGUUGUCUGUCAGGUGCCAAAGGGAAAAAAGUUAAAAAAUUGAGAGGAAAUGUGUUUGGUUUUGCUAGUUGA